Vicia faba (fava bean) is the source of this 567-nucleotide messenger RNA. Lineage: Eukaryota; Viridiplantae; Streptophyta; Magnoliopsida; Fabales; Fabaceae. The record is from the annotation of a GenBank genome assembly.
AUGGCAACCAUGUUUUCCAUAUAUCUUUUCCUUCUAAUAACUCUUGUCUCCAUAACAACAUCAACACCAACAAACUUCAUCAAAUCCUCAUGUAGCACAACACUAUAUCCAACACUUUGUGUUGAAUCUCUCUCUGUCUAUGCAUCAAAAAUCCAACAAGAUCCACACCAAUUAGUCCAAACAGCUUUAUCACUUAGUCUCAACAGAACUCAAACCACAAAAGCCUUUGUUAGAAAGUGCAAGUAUUUCAAGAAUCUUAAACCAAGAGUAUAUGCUGCAAUUCAUGAUUGUGUUGAAGUCAUAGGUGAUGGUGUUGAUAGGCUUAGCAGUUCAUUGAAAGAGCUUAAACUUUGCAAGAUCAAGAGUCAAGAUUUCAAUUGGCAUAUAAGUAAUGUUGAGACAUGGGUUAGCUCAGCUUUGACUGAUGGAAGCACUUGUAGUGAUGGGUUUGGUGGAAAAGCACUUGAUGGAAGAAUCAAAAGCUCUAUUAGAUCUAGAAUGGUUGAUGUUGCUCAAGUUACUAGUAAUGCUCUUUCACUCAUUAAUCAAUAUGCUGCUAAUCAGUAG